Lentinula edodes (shiitake mushroom) is the source of this 4319-nucleotide messenger RNA. RefSeq lists its product as uncharacterized. Lineage: Eukaryota; Fungi; Basidiomycota; Agaricomycetes; Agaricales; Omphalotaceae. The coding region runs from base 81 to 4256 and encodes 1391 amino acids. The transcript is spliced from 6 exons. Gene Ontology annotation, molecular function: protein binding. The record is from RefSeq and is a predicted model, not a curated record.
GAGUCAUUCAUUAAAAAAUCCUAAGCCGGACGUUGAUCUCGACCGCCGUCUGGAAUUCCAGUCCACUUUGUAGCAGCGAAAUGCUGCCCCUGCCAAAAGUUGCAUAUGUUACUUCGCGUGUCGUAACUACCUUUGGACAAAAUCCAACAAUUCGAAAUGCCCUCCAUCUCCAGCCUUCUCCUUCAUCGUCCUCUAAAACUAGUUCACCGGGCAGCAACUAUUUCCAGCAAAACAAAGGUUCGAGUAAGCCCCUCUAUAACUUUUUCGACCAAGCUAGUGGUGGAUCGAAGGGCAGCCGAUUCACCCAUGGCUACCUUGGCGCUUCACGGGUAGUGACCCAGGUUCAGCCAGUCAUUGUCAAUGAUACGAGCUAUACGCAAAGUGAUGACUCUGAGGAAGUUGUCACUAUCAAGCAUGUUUCUCCUCGUCAGCCACAGGCUAGGCGCUAUAGAAGUCACAGCCUGUCAUACACACCACAAGAAGCUGCACAAAAAUUGAGCGUUCUUUCCACCGUUCAAUUACAUGCUCGCUCGAAGCAUGCUUUUACUCAGGCAUUGACUACGGACGAUAUCGUACCUGAUUUGGCUGAUUCUGCUCCUUCUACUCCUCCUUUGGCGCGUCGAAACUCGACAGCGAGCGUCACCCGUCCGGACACCCCUCCAAUCGAUACGUUGCCACCUCCACUUCCUGUGCCUGAAACUUUGCCGCCUAUCGUAAAUCAGACCGACAACCUACACAACACCCAUACUUCUCAAUCCUCAGACCACUAUCGCGCAUUCGUUCAUGCGCGCUCAUCUGGUGAUCAUGAAGUUGCUUUGCUCGCUGUCAACAACUUUCGUGCUGCUCUCGCUGCCAAAUUGGUCGACCCUUCCAUCUACGAAUUUAAUGCUGCUCUGGAGGCUUUGUAUCAUACUCGCCCCCGAGGUUCGCCCUUGGCGGAUAUUCAGGAUCUUUAUAACUCUAUGAUCAGUCUAGGCAUUCAUCCCAACGUUCGUACUCAUAUCACCCUCAUCUUGGCUCAUUGCGACCGCGAUCAUGAAGUUGUGUGGGCCUUGAACGGUAUUGAACAGAAACUGAAGAGCCAGAGGAUCCUCAAUCCCUCUGCAGAAUAUUCUCUUUCGUCAGAAGAUCAAGCCCGAAAAGAUGCUCUAGAAAAGGAAAACAAUUUUGCUUCAGCAGUGUCUCUUUUCCAGAUUCUUCGUACUAUGCCUCACAAGGAACAUCUCCAAAUACAGUUAUUCAGUAGCCUUUUGAGCUGCUGUGCCCACUAUGGUGCUGUCGAUAUUGCCAUUAUGGUCUGGGAGAUCGUCGAACAACAUUCCUUGCAGCCCUCUGCCGUCCUUUACAAAUCCAUGAUACAAACAUUUGCUCGAGUAGGCGAACUCAAUGCUGCAGAAGAUGUAUUUGCCGAUUUUCGAGAACAAUCAGCAGCCGGUAGAAUUGCAUGGGGCUCCUCAGGGUCUCAACCUUCUUCCCGUGCUGCUGUUCGCAUCUGGAACGUUAUGAUGGAGGCGUACUUCAAGUGUGGUAAACCUGAUAUGGCAGUUGGACUUUUGCAAGAAAUGUUGGAACCUCGCCAGUCGGAAGCUAAUGCGGAUACUCGGCCUGAGCUACCUUCUCCUGCUCCAUCUACGUACACCACAAUCAUAGCCGGGUUCUGUAAUUCAGGUGACUAUCAGAGUGCGAUGACCUGGUUCAACACCCUUGUGACACAAUCCUCUUCCCCUGGCUUUUCCUUCGAUCCUUCUCCUCUGCCUUCACGUCCCGAUGCUCUUGCGUACCGAGUGCUUCUUGAAACACUAUCUCAGAGAACGGACGCGCUCCCGGAAAUGAACGCGGUCUGGUCUAAAUUGUUAGAAUUUUCUGCUCAGGAUGGUAUCGAAAUCAGGCUGCUCGAUAGGUGCUACGUUGCUCAAACCAAUCUGGCUGCGGUUCGCUCUCUUCUAACUGCUGUUAGCGGGGAAGCGUUAUCAGGGGAAUGCUUAAAGGAAUGCUCUGAGCAUCUCGCAGUCGCUCAAUCAACAGUCCUCUCACAAUCUCCCAUUUCAACCUACGUAGCCGGGAUCUGGGAGGCCUAUUUUGAUUUAGGUUUGCCUACACACGCAAUGGACUUCGCAAUGCCAUUAUUCAAUCAACAGACGUCUAUUUCUCCCGGAUUCCGCGCGCAUCUCACCCACUUUGCUCAGCUAGCAGCUGCACAAAACUGGGAAAAAUGUUCAAGUGGCUUGGUUUCUUUUGGAUACGCAAUUGCUCUCAUCAAUCUCAUGUACCGAUCUCGAAUGGAAGUUCAUCCUCGUCUUCACCUCUAUCUCAUGCAGCAGUACUACUACGCUCGGGAACAAUCUAUGACCAAGAUGGAGCUUUCGCACAAGCAACUGAAAGCGCUUUGCGUUGCAGGAGCUACGUUGGAGAUGGUUGAGCCUCACCACCGGCCGAAUUUUGCAGGACUAGUGCCUCUCUUGGAAGACCUUGUGCAACAGAAGUACAAUAUCAGUCAACCCUUGGGAGAACACGACGUUAGACAGCAUGUAUUUAGCGCCCUCAUGUAUGAUCGGUCGGCCUAUCAAGUGAAGUCUUUAAUUGGAGAGCUUGGCCUUGAAACUGUAUUCAAGACCUACCUGGAUACAACAGAACCUGCAGCUGCUACACCAUCUCCGUCCAUUGCUCUCUCUCCAAUUUCUGAUAAUGACUUCUCAGAGGCGGAACCGGAUACUCCUCUUACAAAUCCGUCGAUUUCUUCUGAUGAUCUUUCCCGUCCGACACCGCAAAACUUAGUAUAUGGACUGAAAAAUGGCGGGACCCCAAAACCGCUCACCAUUGACAGAGAGGUGACCCGGAAGGCAGACAGAGUUUUACUCGAAAGUCCUGAGGUUAUGUGGGACUUCUUUACCCGAAACCUGGGGAAGGGAAAAGUUCCUGCUCCUUACACGCUUUCGCGCCUUUGUCAAGUUUUUGGACGAGCUAAAGAUGUCGAAAAGGUUAAGGUUAUAUACAACGUGGCACAAUCAGUCCUUGCAUCUAUGGAAUCCAACAAGCAAUUGCAAUCGGAUGCCUGGUUCCUCUUCGAGGAUGGUAUGAUCAUCGCUAUGGCGCAAGCCGGAGAGAUCGACGCAGCUCAUGUGCACCGACAGCGUAUCCUCGAACAAGGCGGUGCUCCCUCUGCUGACGCUUACGGUGGAUUGAUCCUCAAUGUGAAGGACACGACCGAUGACACCAGCAAUGCCAUGGCGCUGUUCAACGAAUCCCAAUCGCUUCAUGUCGUUCCCAAUCAUUAUCUCUAUAACAACAUUAUCUCUAAGCUGGCCAAGGCUCGUAAAGCCGACGCCGCCUUGGAUUUAUUUACACGCAUGAAGGCGUCGGGGAUCGCCCCUUCUUCGAUUACUUAUGGCGCUGUGAUUGGAGCUUGUGCGAGAGUGGGUGAUGCUGCGUCAGCGGAGGCCCUCUACGCGGAAAUGGUAUCAGUUCCCAAUUUCAAACCAAGGAUUCCGCCGUUCAAUACCAUGAUGCAGCUUUACACCACGACGAAGCCCAAUAGAGACAGAGCCCUUUUCUUCUAUCAUGAAUUAUUGAAGUAUAAUGUUCAUCCCACAUCGUACACGUACAAGCUACUCAUGGAGGCAUAUGCUCUUGAGCCUCUCGAUAUACCCCGAAUGGAGGCAGUAUUCCAGGAGCUUACUGACAAUCACCGAGUAGAACUGCAAGGCACUCAUUUCGCCACUUUGAUCAACGCGUACGGUUGCGUCGCCAAGGACCUAGACAAAGCCCUCGCCGCGUACGAUUAUGUUUUCCAUCACCCUCGCAAACCAGUAAUCGAUGCACUUGUUUUCGAGGCUAUUGCCAAUGUUUGCGUCGCUCACCGACGCAUCGAUCUUAUGCCUCAAUUCGUCACCAAAAUGAGCGAAGUAGGAGUUCAUAUGACUGCGUACAUCGUCAAUGUGAUGAUCAAAGGCUUCGCCGCAGUAGGAGACAUCGCAAGUGCAAGGGAACUGUUUGAAAGCCUGGUUGAUCCACCAGAAGGUAUCGCUGCGCUACAUAAUCAUGCGCCCCAUGAGCCUUCCAAAAUGCCAUCUGUUAAUCCCAUGGAGCCUGUGUUUCGAGAGCCUUCGACCUGGGAAGCUAUGGUACGGGCUGAACUCGGUUCUGGAACUCGAGAUCGUGCAGUAGCUUUAAUAGAGAGGUUGGAAUCCAGGAAAUACCCUGAAGCUGUGGUCAGUCGAAUACGGGGCAUCCUAAUUGAUCAUUCUCAAGUAUUAUGAAUGCGUUUUUUGCUUAUUAUCUACAUACCGUUCGCUCUUUCCUUACAUUAGUGUAUCAUAACC